UGGAUGAUGGACACAUGCAUGGCAUGGGAGGGAUGGCACCCCCACCAUCAUCCACUAAUGGCACCAUGAUGAUGAUGCACCAUAAGAUGAUGAUGCACAUGACCUUCUAUUGGGGGAAAGAGGCAGAGGUUCUGUUUAACAAUUGGCCUGGGGACAGAACUGGCAUGUACGUGUUGUCUUUGGUUUUUGUAUUCGUGAUGUCUGUUCUCGUCGAGGUACUUUCUCACACCCGGUUCAUUAAACCCGGGUCGAACCAUGUCGUGGCCGGUCUGGUUCAGACCCUGAUGCAUCUCCUCAGGGUUGGGCUUUCUAACUUGGUCAUGCUAGCGCUCAUGUCUUUCAAUGGGGGAGUUUUCUUGGUUGCUGUGUUCGGUCACGCUCUGGGGUUCUUGUUUUUUAGCAGGGCUUUCAAAAAACCGCUCAAAGAUGAGGGGUUUGAUCUUCCUCCAAUGACUUGUUAG
Messenger RNA from Gastrolobium bilobum, 461 nucleotides. RefSeq names its product copper transporter 6-like. The record is from RefSeq and is a predicted model, not a curated record. Gene Ontology annotation, biological process: copper ion transmembrane transport; intracellular copper ion homeostasis. The coding region runs from base 15 to 461 and encodes 148 amino acids. Lineage: Eukaryota; Viridiplantae; Streptophyta; Magnoliopsida; Fabales; Fabaceae. Gene Ontology annotation, cellular component: plasma membrane. Gene Ontology annotation, molecular function: copper ion transmembrane transporter activity. The transcript has a single exon.